GCCUUUUAAUCGCUGUCAUCACAAAAUGGCUUGAAAUGGUUCGAACAUGUCAUUCGACAGGUGCUGUUGGCGCAAGCUUGAAGCUAACUGUUCCAACAACUCUUCUCAUCCUUUUUUGCUGUACCUGCUUGCCAUGGCUGCAGGUUUCCGUGAGCAGGCUGUGUUGGAAGUGGCGAUGCGGGCCCAGGAUGAAUGGCGCACCUUCUCAGUUGCGGAGCGCGAUGAGGGAUGCCAGAAGUGGAAGGUGGAGGUGGCCAUUCCAGGAGUCACGGGGGCAUUCUAUGUGAACAAUGAUGCGCUCGAAGAGUUUGAGGGGCGAAUUGUUGCAACAGGCAAUCCUCCAAUCGACCUGAUGACUUACCAAGGAAGGGCUGCCUAUGAGUCAAUCCCAGCCUUUUUUUCUCGAAACCUCAACAAGGCAAAUGCUUCGACGGCCUUCGAUUCUCUACUAUUCAAGGGAGAGACGCCAUUGGCCGCGGCAUCGCGGUGCCACGAGGUCUUCCUGGAGAGGAACCCAAUCCACCAAGAUGAUCAGACCCCCUGCUUUCAGUCAUUGUCCGCGUUCUUGCGAAGACCUGAUUUGAAUUAUCAAAUUCUCAUCAAGACUUACAUCCGCGAGAACAGGGCAGCAGCUGAAGAAGCGUUGCGCCCAUUCGUCAAUUGGGGGAUCUACGAUCAGGGCGGUCCCAUCACGGGUCUCGAUUUCCACGGCGGCGGCGCGCCCUUGUUGUGGAAGCAGCUGUUUUCAGAAAGGGUUCCACUGACGCUGCGCAACGCCGUUGAUCUUGCCGGUGAGAUCGCGGUUGACAGGGAGGAGCAGGAAAGCAUCGCCGAGGAAGAUGUGGAGGCGCUCAGAGCCUGCAUGGGUGGAAGGAGCGAAGAGGAUGAAGAGGAUGCUGAUUAGGCUUCAGAUCAUUGACAGUGCUAAGAGAUGCUCAUUUGAGCGCACGCCAUGGUUUGCUUAGAGCUUUCCCAAACUCAUGCUGCGGCGCGCACGUGGGAAGCCCACGGAAUCCCUGCGCUUCUGAGUGGCGGCUGCCGGAGCGCAGGCAGCUUAGGAGAGCGGCCUGACUGGGGCGAGGAAGGAAGGGG
This is a messenger RNA of Prorocentrum cordatum, 1092 nucleotides long. Lineage: Eukaryota; Dinophyceae; Prorocentrales; Prorocentraceae. The record is from the annotation of a GenBank genome assembly.